Messenger RNA from Hydatigera taeniaeformis, 312 nucleotides. Lineage: Eukaryota; Metazoa; Platyhelminthes; Cestoda; Cyclophyllidea; Taeniidae. The record is from the annotation of a GenBank genome assembly.
AUGUUGGUGCUUGAUGAUCAGUACGCACCAAGAAACGGUUUGCUUAUCGCUGGCAUAAGCGGUGACGUGUUUGACUCUGUCUCUGUGUCUCUGGGAAAGAAUGCCACCUACCUCUACUUCGUUUGCAUCGAUAUUCAGCACGGAAGAUGGGGCACCAACAUAGACGUUGGGCAAGGCCAAAAUCAACGCCUUGCGAAUAGAGCGUUUCAGCUCUUCUGCAUGUUGGCGUUUACAGCAAAAAUGCUUUUUCGUCUGUUUCUCGGUCAAUUUGAAAAGUUGGCUCAUGAUCUUGAUGAAACCCCUGACGAAUAG